Messenger RNA from Polyodon spathula (Mississippi paddlefish), 2140 nucleotides. RefSeq names its product semaphorin-6D-like. Gene Ontology annotation, molecular function: chemorepellent activity; semaphorin receptor binding. The transcript is spliced from 8 exons. NCBI's taxonomy places the organism in Eukaryota, Metazoa, Chordata, Actinopteri, Acipenseriformes, Polyodontidae. The record is from RefSeq and is a predicted model, not a curated record. Bases 640 to 1620 code for a protein of 326 amino acids. Gene Ontology annotation, biological process: positive regulation of cell migration; neural crest cell migration; negative chemotaxis.
UCUCAAGCCUCUUCUGCAAUCUGCAAUUGCUUGAGCCUCAAGGAUUUGUGUCAGAAAACUGGUGAUUUAUUUCAUAAAGUAAUUGGGCUGUUUUUUUUUUCUCUGGGAUGGUGUUUUUUUUUUUUGUAUAUUGUGAAGUGUGGCUUACAAAACAAUCCCAGAAGUCUUUGCUACAGCGGGUUCGAAACGUUCAGUUUUGAAAGACAAGCAUGUUAGAGGGUGUGCAAUUGCACCGCAUUCAAUUUUAUCGAGAAGUCUGUUUUAUAACGCAGACACAGCAAAUGCUAAAAAAAAAUUUUUUUAUGUCUGCCUUUUUAAAGACUAUUUUCUCCAUCAGUGAAUUAUCAAAUAAAAUAAAUUUAAAAAAAAUAACAGCAGAUGCGUGAAACGUCACCCUUUCUUGCGCUGGACAGAGCGAGAUCUUUAGCGGAAAUAUGUUUCCUGUCUUUGAUGCAGCUGUCGUCUUUUUUCAUUGAAGACGUUUGAAAGCAAGCAUGUGGCUAAUUUACCAGGAAGGAAGCAAACUGAACAGGCUGCCAGGUUCCUGAAUGCAGUGUAACAGAUGUGUGUGUCUGUGUGUGUCUGUGUGUGUCUGUGUGUGUCCACAGCAUCACAGGAUCGGGGGUCUGCGCUUUCUAUAUGGACGAUAUAGAGAAGGUCUUCAACGGAAAGUUCAAAGAACAGAAGACCACAGAGUCUGCCUGGACCCCCGUACCCGACGAACGAGUCCCUAAACCCAGACCGGGUUGCUGUGCAGGGGACGGACCUGCAGACUCUUACAAAGCGUCCAGUAGCUUCCCCGACGAGACCCUGUCCUUCAUCAAGUCCUUCCCCCUGAUGGACGAGGCCGUGCCGUCGGUCAACGAGAAGCCGUGGUUCACAAAGACUGGCAGCAGGUUCAAGCUCACCCAGAUAGCUGUGGACACGGCUGCGGGCCCCGGUAAGAACCACACCGUGGUGUUCCUGGGAUCUGAAGAGGGGAAGCUCCUCAAAGUCCUCUGCAGCCCCGCGGAUAACUCCUCCCUUGACAGCCUGCUGCUCGAAGAGAUUGACGUCUACAACCCUUCAAAGUGCAACGUGCGAGGAGAGGACAGGAGGAUUCUGGGAUUGGAGCUGGACAAGGACCAUCAUGCUCUGUUCGUGGCGUUCUCCAGCUGCGUGAUCCGGGUUCCGCUCAGUCGUUGCCAGGACUACGGGAGAUGCAAAAAAAGCUGUCUGUCGUCUCGUGAUCCCUACUGUGUCUGGUUAAAGACUGGCAGCUGCAGCUCCCUCGCACCUGGGUUCAGAGCAGGGUUCGAGCAGGACGUAGAGAACGGAUUCGCUCAGCAACCAGACAGCUGCCACGAUGUCAUGGCUACUACUCGAAAUCAGUACAGCCCUGGUGAUUCAGCCUAUGGAAAGACCACACCCACAAGUUCAAGCACCAGCAAUCAGUGGGCGGCUUCCUCGCAGGUCACAGGUCGCUCAGAGACAGGUACCAUUCGGGUUGACCGCGCCCCCUUUGCUAAUGGCGAGCCGAGCGAUUUUCCGGCUAUCGGAGUGGAGAUUGAGGGUAAGGGCGGUAGGGGGGGUCCUGUUUUUGACGUGUCAAUUAACACUGCGCUGGCACUGUGGGGCUAACCAGCUGACUCUGUACUAACCCUGCAAGAAUAUUCUAAUAGUGGUUUAUAGUUGGGCUUGCUCCCUUUCAGCAGAUAGUGCUACUAAUAUUAAAUCACUCGCCUUUUUUGAGCAUUUUUUGGGGGGUGUCCUUUACUGAGACGUCACGGACCCUGUGUAUCGUGCGACUGGUGGAAAAACAGUGCAAUGCAAUGCAAUGCAAUACAAUGCAAUACAAAUCUUCUGAAGAUAUGCAGACGCCGUUACCCCUGCUGCACAGUCGGAAUUCACUGUGCCUUUUGCAGGCCGUUUUAUUUUAAAGUUCUACAGCGAUAGCUCAUCGACCGUUUGAAGCUGACCGCUUCAUGUUUUCCACGAGACGCCCGCUGACUCUUUCCCAGCUGCAGCCUGUGAUUCUAUCCCAUCGAGUUUGUUCACUCAUGGAAAUAUCAACGAGACACAUUUCACUUUUUUACAAAACCCUUAGCUCUGACGUGAUGACAUGCAGAACCGCACCAGAGUACCGCUGGAUACUUUUAUU